This is a messenger RNA of Desarmillaria tabescens, 668 nucleotides long. RefSeq lists its product as uncharacterized. The coding region runs from base 102 to 518 and encodes 138 amino acids. The transcript has 4 exons. The record is from RefSeq and is a predicted model, not a curated record. NCBI's taxonomy places the organism in Eukaryota, Fungi, Basidiomycota, Agaricomycetes, Agaricales, Physalacriaceae.
AUCACGCAGUUUACUGACAAAUCUGGCCUGUUCCUAUAAAGAAUCACUCGAAGAAAAUCUCUGCUGCCGGUCUUGCCAGUUUUAUAAUAGGAAGGUCUUUUAUGGCGUCCUUCAUCCUCCCACUACCUUUCAACAUCGCCUUCACAUCCCUUCUUCGCUUUUCCUGCUCUUUCACAAUGUGCCGCCGUCGCCAAGUCAGGAAUGUCUAUACUCGAUGUGGACACGCUGUCAACCUGCCCGAAGAAAUUGUACAACUUUUACUGCAAUAUUGCGACAAUCCUCUCAAUUUUACCACCGUUUUUAGAUUUCGUGCGAGGAGUCUACCUGCAAGUUUAGUCUUUUCCAUCCUGCGAGCUGCAAGCCGCCGGCUUGUCGGCAGACCUGUUGGCAAUAUUGUCGUUAUCCUGAACAGUAUUGUACGACGACAGUUUAAAUAUUUCUGUCCUUUCCCGCUAACAUUCUUGAUAGCCCCCCACAUCGGUUCAUAUUGCCCCUGGUUGCAAUACCAAGGCUGUUGAGCUGCAGGUGAAGCAUCCCUUGUACCAUCUUGCCUCCAAAUCGUAACGCUGAUGGUUUCAUAUGUACUAGCAUUAUACAUAAAUAUUGGAAUAUCCUGCGUAAAAACUUGUAGUUCCGUGCCUCAUCUACAUCAACCGAGCCGAUCGGGU